This is a messenger RNA of Chlorocebus sabaeus (green monkey), 1809 nucleotides long. Its product is annotated as 12S rRNA N(4)-cytidine methyltransferase METTL15-like. NCBI's taxonomy places the organism in Eukaryota, Metazoa, Chordata, Mammalia, Primates, Cercopithecidae. The record is from RefSeq and is a predicted model, not a curated record. Gene Ontology annotation, molecular function: rRNA (cytosine-N4-)-methyltransferase activity. Gene Ontology annotation, biological process: rRNA base methylation.
GACACCAAAAGCAACCAGGGGUAGCUAUUCUUAUAUCAUACAAAACAAACUUUAAAGUGGGCAAAUUCAGGCUCUCCGGCACUGUAGUGGUAGUCGCUGGCCCAAGUUAGAGGCCAACUGAGAAGUCUUCGUGCCUCAGAUUUGUUGACCUACAGAAUGCUUCAAUAUCCACAUUUUUGUGGAAUGUAUAAAGAAUAUCUUUCAUGUUGGCUGGAAGCUGGCAUACCUAAUUUAGGUGUCUGGCCAGAAAGCAUACACACUGCAGCAGAAUAAUAUAAAGAAUAUGAAGCCCAGGAGCAAACAGAUCAAACUCAAGCCCAGGAUUUAAACAGAUCUCAAGAUAGAGAUUUUGAAACUAUGGCUACAUUACAUAUUCCAGUAAUGGUGGAUGAAGUUGUUCAUUGUUGGUCACCACAAAAAGGACAGGCUUUUCUAGAUAUGACAUUUGGUUCAGGAGGGCACAUAAAAGCCAUUCUACAGAAGGAGUCAGAUAUUGUUCUAUAUGCCCUGGACAGAGACACAACAGCUUAUGCAUUAGCUGAACAUCUUUCAGAGUUGUAUCCUAAACAAAUCCGAGCUAUGCUGGGCCAGUUCAGCCAGGAUGAAGCCUUAUUAAUGAAAACUGAAGUGCAGCCAGGGACUUUUGAUGGAGUUCUUAUGGAUCUUGGGUGUUCCUCCAUGCAACUUGAUACUCCCCAAAGAGGUUUUUCCCUUCAGAAAGAUAGCCCCUUAGACAUGAGGAUGGAUGGUGGCAGGUACCCUGACAUGCCCACUGCUGCUAAUGUUGAGAAUGCUUUAGAUCAUCAGGCACUUGUAUCUAUCCUAAGAAAAUAUGGGGAGGAGAAGCAUGCCAAGAAAAUCGCUUCAGCACGCAGCAUCUACCCCAUCACCAGAACCGAGCAGCUUGCCAGCAUCAUUGCAGGAGCAAUUCCUCCCUCUGCUAUUUAUGCAGGAAAAGACUUGCUACAGCGAUCUACUCAUAUUGCCACCAAGACUUUCCAGGCUCUUCGCAUAUUUGUGAACAAUGAGCUCAAUGAACUCUACACAGGACUGAAGACGGUUCAGAAGUUUCGGAGACCUGGUGGUCGCCUUGUUGCCCUCUCCUUCCAUUCACUAGAGGAUCGCAUCGUCAAAAGAUUUUUGCUUGGAAUAAGCAUGACAGAAAAGUUUAACCUAAGUGUUAGACAGCAAGUGAUGAAAACAUUGCAACUGGGUUCAGAUCAUGAAAACAUGAAAGAAUUCUCUAUGAAAAGAGCUCCUUUAAUGGGGGAAUUGAUACACAAGAAGGUACUUAGUCCACAAGAUCAGGAUGUACAAGAUAACCCCAGAGGGUGCUCAGCCAAGCUUAGAGGAACUAUCAAAUUAUAAGUCACCAUCAUCUUAUUCUUCAAAAAUUUUUUUCUCACAAUUUCUCUCAUCUUCACUCGUGUUAUGUUCCUGAAUGUCUUGAUAUAGGUUUAAGUGUGGGACAGUCUGAAAAUUGAUAGCAUUUAGCAUUUUUUUCCCCUUAAAAAGAAACUGUAGGAAAUAUUACCAUGACAGAGAAAGUUCCACUCAGGGAGCAGAAGCAUCUCAAGACUGGAAAAAUGUUUUAAUCUCUGCAUCAUAUUGGACUCUUGAAAUGCAAUCCUUCCUCUGGCCAGGGAAUUUUGUUUAAAUAAUACUAUGUUGUAUUUAUCUAAAUAUGUAAACUCAACCUGUCAAAUCAUACCUGCAUGUCCUAAAUUUUGAACUUAGAUAUUCCAAUUUGCAACAGCCUUUGUCUGGCUCAAAUAAUGAUGAUUAUGGAUGAAUUUUAAUGUCCCUACU